AUGGGAGAUUCCAAGCCAAUUGAUACUCCAAUUGGAACCAGCUCAAAAAUGGAUAAUGCUGAACUAUAUCCUUCAGUAAAAGAGACAAUGUAUAGAGGGAUCAUUGGAUCCUUGCUAUACCUCAUUGCAAGUAGGCCAGAUAUUGUAUUCAGUGUAGAAAUAUAUGCCAGAUUUCAUACCUACCCAAAUGAGUCUCAUUUGAAAGAUGAAAAAGGAAUUCUUAGGUAUUUGAAGAGGACAACAGACUGGGUCUUAUAUUAUCCAUCUGGUGAUAGUUUUAACUUGGUGGGCUAUACUGAUGCUGACUAUGCAGGAUAUUUAGUAGAUAGAAAAAACACCUCAGGAAUGACACAUUUUCUUGGUUCAUCCUUAAUUUACUGGGGAUCUAAGAAGCAAAACUCUGUUGCUCUAUCUACUACUAAAGCUGAAUAUAUGGUAGCUGUCUCUUGUUGUGCUUAA
This is a messenger RNA of Capsicum annuum, 459 nucleotides long. Its product is annotated as secreted RxLR effector protein 161-like. NCBI's taxonomy places the organism in Eukaryota, Viridiplantae, Streptophyta, Magnoliopsida, Solanales, Solanaceae. The record is from RefSeq and is a predicted model, not a curated record. The transcript has a single exon. Bases 1 to 459 code for a protein of 152 amino acids.